This is a messenger RNA of Cottoperca gobio, 3510 nucleotides long. RefSeq names its product ABI family, member 3 (NESH) binding protein a (gene abi3bpa). The transcript is spliced from 21 exons. Lineage: Eukaryota; Metazoa; Chordata; Actinopteri; Perciformes; Bovichtidae. Gene Ontology annotation, biological process: positive regulation of cell-substrate adhesion; extracellular matrix organization. The record is from RefSeq and is a predicted model, not a curated record. Gene Ontology annotation, molecular function: protein binding. The coding region runs from base 208 to 2496 and encodes 762 amino acids.
CACCAGCUCAGAGAAGUAGUCCAGCCUCUCCAGAAACACCCAGCCUGACUCCUGCAGCUGCAGCACACAUGAGCUCAACCUGUUAGAUUCAAUCAGCGAGGUGACGCUCAGUAAUUGCCUCUUAUUUCUGUGUCUCACGCUGAACUGAGCUCAUUCAGAUAACAGGCAGCUUGUUACACCUGAGACUCAGAGACAACCACAGCAGAGAUGAGGAUGGGGAUGCAGCAACACUCACACAGCUUUCUGGUCGUUCUCCUCCUGGUCUUCAUCGCUGGAAUAGUGCUCUCUGGCCCCUCAACUCCCCGCAGAAGCAGAGUGAGACGUCAGAACAUGAAAGUGCGUAUCAACGCUACAGGAGACACCAUCGUGAUGAAGUUUUUGCGUCCCAACGCUGACACCAAGCUUGAGGGCUACAUCCUGGGCUACGGCAGCAGCAUGUUCUCCAAACAGUUCAUUCAGCUGCCUGAGAACGGACAGCCGUACGAGACUGAGUUUGAUGCUGAGCCCAAGUACCUUAUCGCCGUCCAGCCCAUCCCAAGCAAUGAGUUGAAAAAGCACUGUGCAGGUAGAGUUGAACUGCAGAAGCCGCUACACCUGGUCAUUGGGUCCGUUACGCCCAGCUCAGUUCUCCUGUCUUGGGGGACCCUGCUGAAAACUCCCUAUGAAGGCAACGUCAUGAAUGACUGUCUUGAGGAUGGACACUACACCGUGCGUUAUCGCGAGAGGAACAGGAAGUGGAACUACCAGACCUGCCCAACUAGCGACACGGUCAUUGACCACCUGAGGCCCAACACAGUCUAUGAGUUUGGUGUCCAGCCCAACUCUAAGGAUGGCACUGGACUGUGGAGCAAGCCGGUCAUUCACAACAUCAGCUCAGGGGGCAUAGAGGAGAAGGCGAUCAAGAAAAUCUUUAAACGUCCCGUCAACCCUGUGAAACCUUUAACGACAGGUCCACAUCCCUUCCCUUUUUCUCCACGCCAUGUUCUCCAUAACAGGACCCAGGGCAGACUGCCCGUCUCCCGGAAAAUAGCCCCAAAGACAACUCUUGCUCCCACCACAACUACUAAAAAGGAAUCUCUGUCGACCCCUGGACCCACACUGCCUGUGCUCACCAAACAGCCAAUCGGUACAGGCGUCCUCAGGCCAUCCAUUGUUGAGGUUCCUCGUUCUCCCAUUAGCUCAUCAGGUCCUCCAGCAGGAAGAAACACCACGCUGUCCCGCACCCGGGUUCCUCCUCAUUCCACCCGUAAUAGUGGCAGAACAUUUUCUCCAUCCAAGACAUUGACCUCCUCUCACAGCUCCAGCACACCUGGGGCAGCCGGUGGGGUUCAUCAUAGGGGCAAUGCUCUUCCUAAACCCAUGCCGUGGUCCAGAGAAAAACCUGUCCCUGCAGUCCUGCGUCCCCUUAUUCCUGGCAACAAGAGGACCAACCUGGUGGGGAAACCUAGUGACAAUGAUAAACCCAUGGAUCUGAAACAAGGAGACAAGGAGUCCAUCUUGAAGCCAUUUCCUCUGGUCACAGUCAAGCCCAAGCUAGAGCGCAGACAACAGCAGACAACCACCUCUGCCCCGACAGUAAACACCAGCCGUUUUGACAUAAAUGAAAACUCUUCCAUAUUCAGGCCCUUGCCUGCGUCAGAUGUAGACAUCAUGGGCAAGAAGCGCUUUGUAGCUCCCCAUGUGAUCUACAAGACAGAUAAGAAGCCGGAUGAGCCGUGCUCCAUCACCUCCUCCCUCAGUUUCUUCCCAGAUGAGGAAAGCGCUGAUCAGAACGUGACUAGUCCUCCACGCAUCCCUCCCUCCAACCUCACGGUGGUGACUGUGGAGGGCUGCCCGUCUUUCAUCAUUCUUGACUGGCAAAAAUCUGACAAUGAAACGAGAGAGUAUGAAGUUGUAUCCACCACUAAAGGACCAAAUGGAGAGAAGGUGUCUGUACUGACGACCAACCAGACACACACAGCCGUGGAGAAUCUCAACCCAGAGAGCAGUUAUGAAUUCACAGUAACACCAAAGAAUGAGCUGGGAACAGGACCCUCCAGUGAUCCUGUGUCUUUUAGCACAGAAUCAGCGGAUCCACGAGUGAGCGAACAUGUUUCAGGCAAAGAUGCCAUCUGGACUCAGUUCCCAUUUAAAUCCGACGACUACUCCGAAUGCAAUGGAAAGCAGUAUGUGAAGAGAACUUGGUACCGAAAGUUUGUGGGCAUCCAGCUCUGCAACUCCCUGAGAUACAAGAUCUACCUGAGUGACUCUCUCAAAGGGAAGUUCUACAACAUCGGAGAUCAGACGGGGUAUGGUGAGGACCAUUGUCAAUUUGUGGACUCCUUUCUGGAUGGACGCACCGGCACCCAGAUGUUUGCUGACCAGCUACAAAGCAGGCCAGGGUUUUACAGAGCGAUGAGACAGGAACCUGUCCACUUCGGAGAGAUUGGAGGGAAGUCACAUGUUACUUACGUAGGCUGGUACGAGUGUGGCACACCCAUACCUGGGAAGUGGUAAGACCCUACAGGGCCGUCCAGGAAGGAUGACUUCCUUGGUGGGGAGGAAGAAGAAGACGUCUGACUAGGCCUGAAGGGAGGUGGCCUUUCUUUGACACUGUAGAUGGGUUUGUCUGUUUGAACUCAGUCUAUUCUCCAAGGUAUGAACCUGUACAGGACUAUUGGGUGUCACAAAACUCUAUUGAGUGCAUUUGUAACAUUGGUCUUAAUUUCUCUAUUUAUCUAAAAAUGCAUUCAACAAAGGAAUGCGAGGGUUCGAGUGAACCGAAGCGUUGAAUAUACAGUAAUUACAGAGAAAAUGUUGGGAAGCUGGCUCCCAAAGUGUUAUAACUUGUAUGAUAUUAUUUAUCAAAGGGGAUCGUUAUUGAAUAUUCUGUGUGUGCUCGGGCUUUUGAGAUGAGAAAAAAAUAAUAAUAGUUCCCAAUACUUGCAUGUCACUGAGCACACACAUUGUGUCAUUUGUAUACAGAAAGGUAGCAAUCAUGCUUUCAUUGUACAUUUGGAUUAUGUAAAAUACAAGUACACACAGACAUGCAGAAUUGACCUUCUGCUGGCCCUAAGGGAUUAUUAGCAGUUGCAGUUUGCACAGUAUUUAACCUUUCGUUCAUAUAUGUAUAUGGUGUGAAAUACAGUAUGUAUACCAGGGGUGAUAUAGUUUGAUACAUUUCAGGUAAAGACAGCUCUUAGCAAAAUUGUUGAUUUAUUGUAAGAAAGCCGAAGCUUGAGCCCGAUGUUUCUACGGGGUCACUUGGAAAGAUUUAUGUAUUUUUAAUGCUAAUGCAGUCUUGUCCUAUAUUUUAUAAAAUAAUAACAUAUAUAAAAACAUUAUAAAUAACUAAACUGAGCUUUAUUGUGGAAGUUACAUAAUUAAAUGACAUAAUUUAUGUUAAUGUGUACAUGAAGCUAUAAAUUGUCAGUUUGUUUCCACAUCUGUCAUGACGGCAGUUUGAUUUGAUGCACCAUGUAUGUAUGUAUGUUUGUUUUCAGCAAUAAAUCUUGUUUUUAUAUUUACUGA